Messenger RNA from Cheilinus undulatus (humphead wrasse), 1706 nucleotides. It is a transcript of the gene dynlt3, whose product is annotated as dynein light chain Tctex-type 3. Gene Ontology annotation, cellular component: cytoplasmic dynein complex; kinetochore; cytoplasm. Lineage: Eukaryota; Metazoa; Chordata; Actinopteri; Labriformes; Labridae. Bases 79 to 438 code for a protein of 119 amino acids. The record is from RefSeq and is a predicted model, not a curated record. Gene Ontology annotation, molecular function: dynein intermediate chain binding. The transcript has 5 exons. Gene Ontology annotation, biological process: microtubule-based movement.
UGUGGAAGUAAACAGGAACAAUAAGUGAUCCACUGGCAGACGCCGGGGAGAUAAUAACAAGAUAAUACUGCUGUGUUGAUGUCAGUAACGAUGGAGGAAUAUAACUCUGGGGAUGAGGUUAUCUUCAAUGCUGAUGAGGCCAAUAUCACAGUCAAAGAGUGUAUUGAAGGUGUAAUUGGAGGAACAGAUUAUGACCAGAGCAAAGUGAACCAGUGGACGGCCAGUAUCGUGGAGCAUUCUCUAACUCACCUGGUCAAACAGGGGCGGCCGUUCAAAUACAUCGUAAACUGUGCAAUCAUGCAGAAGACUGGCGCAGGUCUGCACACAGCAAACUCCUGCUACUGGGACACCGCUACUGAUGGAAGCUGCACGGUGAGAUGGGAGAACCGCACCAUGUACUGCGUGGUCAGCGUGUUUGCUGUUGCUGUGGCUCUGUGAUGGCUAAAUGAAGCUAAGUUCAAAAUGAACCCAGGACUGAGACACCCUGAAGACCCUCUGAUGAUCCCCUCUGGUAGAAGUUGUUGUGAAAGUUGGUUAUUUUUCCCUACAAGAGAAACCAGAACUUUUUGGGACAAGACUUGUGGUCUAUGAGCUGACAUUGUGUGUUUAUGACUGAGAAAAUGUUGCUGUAAAAGAAACAGUGAAAACACAGAAGGAACACUUAAGAAAACAGUACAUAGUACUUCAAUAUUCUGUUAGGUGGAAGCUCAAAUAUCCAAAUGUUGUAGCCUGUCUAAAACGUAGAUCAAGCUUUCUCGUAUGCCUAGACUGUACAUUGUGUUUAGUGCUAAUUAGCAUCUUAAAAAGCUAAACUCAGGUGGUUAAAAUUGUAACAUUAGCAUGCUGGUUAAAAAGGGAGAAAGCAUGAGCGCCUGUGGUAACCUCAAAACAUAGGCACUCUUGAACGGGACUACCAAAAAAGUGGAGAAAAUGUGAGAGCAAAAACAUUGUAUUAUAUGAGAAUGGUCCAGGCAUGGUGGAUGGUUUUAUUCUGAAAGGUCUUUCAUUCAUAGGGCUAGAAACAUUAAAAGUACACAAAAUGUCCUCGCUGUGUCAGGAGCUUUUAUAUCACUGUUUUUGCUCUUUAAUUUCUCCAUUUUUAUUAGCUUAUUAGUGCUGCAGUGUGUCAGUGACUGACUGGUUAACAUGGCUGUUAUGUUUUCUUGUACUCCUCUUCAUUACAUUCCCCUUUAAAACUUGACUGAACUGUUGCCGCUGAUGAUAUUAAAAUAACCUGACUACAUGUGCAUAGUGUCUCUACUAGUUGGCAUUAAUGUUUAACAGUUUAUAUUGGUGUGUAUUUGUAACUGUAAAGAUUUGAGUGUGUAUAACCCAUGUUUUAGUUGUUAAAUGUUCAGUCCCAAUGAAAGAUGCACUUUUUUCAACCAUUCCAUAAAGAAACACUGGAAUUUCUUUGUAUAACUUUGUGUUUGUUUUGUGGAAACUCUUGAAUAAAUUAAUAUCUUGGCGCCACUGUGCAGUCAUUUAAUGAAUGAAUAAAUGUAUGAAUGAACCUGGAACAUGAAUGGGAUUUGUUAAUCAGAGUAGAGUUGUAGUGUGGACUUUUGCCCACUAGAGGUCAGCAGAGGACUGUGCCAGAACUGCUUAUACAAGGCAGUGAUAAAGUAUUUGCACAUUUCCUGAUUUACUUUUUGUUUUUUUUCUGCAUGUUUAACACACUGAAAUGUUUCAGAUCAUCAAACUAA